CCAGGCACAAAUUGAAGUCAAUGCGCGUCCGAUGCCGGCGAUUCAAUGACUGCCGUCAGCGGGUAGAUCAGCUGAGGGAGAUGCAAGCAUAGCAUCAAUUGAGGGUUGCUCAGGGAUGGAUGCCCUUGUGGACCUUUUUAUGAGCCCCUUCUAUGCGGAAAGCGCAAGGGCGCUUUAACUGGGACCCUGCGUCCUUUGCAUGGCUCAUCACCUGGACGACUGGUUCGAAAGGCCACGGUUUGCUACUUAGCCCGGUGGCAGUGCAAUUAGCACGCUAGCAGUGCACAAUGUCGGCGCCAGUUUGCCAAGUUCCAGGCGACGACAAGGAGGAGAAGCGCCUGGAUGUGCACAAGAAGACCAGGCUUUGCAAGUUCUUUGCGAUAAGUGCAUGCACCCGUGGGACAGCCUGUGCCUUUGCCCACGGCUUGGAUCAGUUGCGAAAUCAGCCUGACUUCUCCAAGACACGGCUGUGUGCAGACUUCGUCGAGUUGGGAAGCUGUUCAGAAGGAAGAAAAUGCAAAUUUGCACAUGGGAAGCAGGAACUUCGUCCAGGCUCUGCUGCGAAAGUAGGUCGGCCAUCGUCAAAGAUGGAGAAAUCAAGGUGCAAGGAGGUCAGCGAGGGUGAAGCUAGCCUGGUUGCAGCACAGGCAAUGAAGACCUUGCAGCUUCAACAGUCUCUACAUGAGCAAGCAGCACUGGAGCUUUCGAUGCAGUUCUCCAGCACGCACACGACCAAGAUGGAAGCUGACAAAGAUGACUGUCAGCUUAACGCGUCGACUUCCUUCAGUCGGCAAACCACUUGGGAAGGGAUGGAAACUGCCUCAGCCGGAUUCAGCCGCGGCACCACUCUUUCCAGUGACACGGAGUUGCCGGCCCAGACGUUCGACGAGCUCGCCCAGGAGUGUGACAAGACGGCCAAGCCACGCAAUUUGGAGAUCCUUGUGAAGAACACAUUCCUUGAAGUCAGAGAGCAGGAUGACGAGGAUCGGGUGCUUAGACGCACUCGCUCCCUGCCUCUUUUGUAAGAUUUAAGAUGCAAACCCAGAAUGUCCGGAAGUCAAUUUCCCGGGCAUUCACCAAAAGGUUUAAGGCAGCGUAAGCACAUUUGGUCACAGUGCCGAUGUGUUUGCAGCGCCCACAUUGGAUUGUUUGAUGCAGCCAGCCUGGCUUUUGCAGAGCUCAGCUGGGCUGGCUGUCAGGAUGUGAUGACUUGCAGGAUUCUUGUGUAGUUGGAAUUGGUAACUUGUUGACGGCCUAGUACAUGCGGGUUUUGUAUGUUGCUUCGAGUUGUUGCUUUAAAAGCUGUUCAAAAGAAGGGCUGCGGCUUGCGCACGAAUCACCCGUCUUUCCAUCCUAUUCGCAGCCGGCCCGGUUUUUCGGACUCGCUGUGGACACGCUUCAUGGUUUUUAGUCAUUAGUCUAUGGCGCAUUCCAGAUGAACUUGCCAAUCCGACAUCGGAAGCAAGUUCCUGGACAUGUUCUAUAGCUGUCAGCUCCGACUUUAAGAACACCCCUCGCUGCUUCAGCGUGAUACUUGAUCUUGUGGUCAGGAAGUGCAUUCAGCACAAGCAAGAACUGCGUUGUUUCUUUGUUAUUUGGUGAAGUUGUGGGCUGUGCUGUUUGGUUUUGUUCGGAGAAGUCGCUGGCUUUUCGCAGUGGCUUUGCACGGUUGGGGAAGCACUCAACAGUUUGCAUGGCUGUGCGUGAAUAAGAGCUUCCGACAUCUCUGACAUGCUUUGUCUCUUUGCUUGGAAGGAGCUGAAUAUCGCUGCCAAGCACCACUAAGCAUGUACAGCCUCGAAGCCUUCUCAACCGGAAGGCUAGAAACUAUGGCUUGCGGACACGUUCAACAUCUUGGG
Messenger RNA from Effrenium voratum, 1859 nucleotides. The record is from the annotation of a GenBank genome assembly. Lineage: Eukaryota; Dinophyceae; Suessiales; Symbiodiniaceae.